UUUAAUAUUUCAAGGAAAUAAUCAAAUUUUGAGUGACAUGCAUAUGUUUAUUUAACUAGUAAAUAAGUUUAUAUAUAUGCUAUUAGGCUGUAAAUAAUGAAAUAUUUUUUUUAUUUUUCAGAAACAAUGAUAAAAACUAUGGACAGCAGUAGUUCCGUCAUUAUUUUGUCUGUCGUGGUGCCAAUAAUUUUUUUUAUACUUUGUAUUAUUCUCUUUGCCUUCUGUUUUAUUUUUUGCAAGUGGCACCUUUUAUACCAUUUCUGUCAGGGCAAGAAAACAGAUAGAGGUACAAAUGAUUAUGACGUUUUGCUGUACAAGGACGACGAUCACGCGGGGGAGGCGAGCAGAUUGAGAGAGGAGUUGGAGUGUUUGAUGUACAACGUGUGUACACAAGAGGACAGUCACGGGGGUGGGGUGAUGCAGAGCUUACAGAAUUUAAUAGAUUCUAGUUCCUGUGUGAUCUUCUUCUGCAAUGAAAACGACAAACAUAUGGAUACAAUCCUUAGCAAAGCUCAAGAAAACAUCUCCGUGUUUGUGAUUCGGAAGAAGAGCGAGUCCAGAAAAACCAGUGAGCUACGCAACAAAUCAAUGGCUGCUUUUGAAGAACUUCAGUGGCCGUCACACCGAGAGAGUAAAUUUUUUUGUGUAACAUGGCGUAAAGACGAGUUCUAUUACAGACUAAGAUGUGGACUUCCCAGACCUAGACCAGACCAAAAUGAAGAAUAUGUACAAAACAAAAGUAAAAUGCGUGCUGACAUUCAAUGCUGGGAAAACGAAAUGAACAAAUUAUAGACUUUAUAAACUUAAUAUGCAAAUAAAGAACUAUAUAUUGCUUUUGAA
Messenger RNA from Saccostrea cuccullata (small rock oyster), 840 nucleotides. RefSeq lists its product as uncharacterized. The record is from RefSeq and is a predicted model, not a curated record. NCBI's taxonomy places the organism in Eukaryota, Metazoa, Mollusca, Bivalvia, Ostreida, Ostreidae. Bases 97 to 792 code for a protein of 231 amino acids. The transcript has 3 exons.